GAGUAUAGACGUGCAAGUCAUGUGUGACUGUGUAUAUAUGCAUUCCUUUGUGCCUCGAUACUGACGUAGAUGGUCUGGAUAUUGUUUUUUUCUGUCUGCUGCUGACGCUUCCUCUGACACUUCCUCUGCAGAAUUGGUCUGAUGGAGCAAAGGCACUCAGCACAGCUCGGUACAAAAAGGCAACAAUGCAACCAGUGUGCAUACAGCACGGAUCAUGUUAAAUAUCUGAUACAGCACCAGAGAACUCACACAGGAGAGAAACCCUUCAAGUGCAGUCUGUGCGGGAAGGCGUUUUUACAGUUAUCUGCUCUUGUAUUUCAUCAGAUAACUCACACGGGAGAGAAACUUUUCAGUUGCACUCUGUGUGAGAAGGCGUUUGCACAUUCACAACAUCUUAAAAUACACCAGAGAACACACACGGGAGAGAAACUCUUCAGGUGCAGUCUGUGCGGGAAGGCGUUUUCACAGUCAUCUGGUCUUGUAUCACACCAGAGAACACACACGGGAGAUAAACCCUUCAAGUGCAGUGUGUGUGGGAAGGCAUUUUCACAUAAAUCUACUCUUAAAAAACACCGGAUAACACACACAGGAGAAAAACCCUUCAGUUGCACUCUGUGUGAGAAGGCAUUUGCACAUUCACAACAUCUUAAAAUACACCAGAGAACUCACACGGGAGAGAAACCCUUCAGUUGCACUUUGUGUGGGAAGGCGUUUGCACAAUCAUCACAUCUUCAAGCACAUCAGAGAACACACACGGGAGAGAAACCCUUCAGUUGCACUCUGUGUGGGAAGGCGUUUGCACAGUCAUCACAUUUAACACAGCACCAGAGAACUCACACAGGAGAGAAACCCUUCAAGUGCACUGUGUGUGACAAGGCAUUUUCACAUUCAUCAGUUCUUAGGAACCACCAGAGAACACACACGGGAGAGAAACUCUUCAGGUGCAGUCUAUGCGGGAAGGCGUUUUCACAGUCAUCUGGUCUUGUAUCGCACCAGAGAACACACACGGGAGAUAAACCCUUCAAGUGCAGUGUGUGUGGGAAGGCAUUUUCAGAUAAAUCUCUUAAAAAACACCGGAUAACACACACAGGAGAAAAACCCUUCAAGUGCAGUCUGUGCGGGAAGGCGUUUUCACAGUCAUCUGCUCUUGUAUUACAUCAGAGAACUCACACAAGAGAGAAACCAUUCAGUUGCACUUUGUGUGGGAAGGCGUUUGCACAUUCACAACAUCUUAAAAUACACCAGAGAACACACACGGGAGAGAAACCCUUCAGUUGCACUCUAUGUGGGAAGGCGUUUGCACAAUCACUAUAUCUUAAAUUACACCAGAGAACACACACUGGAGAGAAACCCUUCAAGUGCACUGUGUGUGGGAAGGCGUUUGCACAUUCACAACAUCUUCAAUUACACCAGAGAACACACAUGGGAGAGAAACCCUUCAAGUGCACUGUGUGUGACAAGGCAUUUGCACAGUCAUCAGGUCUUCAUAGACACCAGAGAACACACACGGGAGAGAAACCCUUCAGUUGCACUCUGUGUGGGAAGGCGUUUGCACAGUCAUCAAUUCUUAAAAGACACCAGAGGACACACAAGCAUCAGAAGAUCCCCAAGAAAUGGAGUCUGAAAUUGGCUUGUGAAAGUCAAAGUGCUGCAAUGAGCCCAUCCCUCAUGAAACCAGAAGUGAAUCCCAGCUUGGACACGUUUAAAGGUAUCAAGGUGAAAUGUGAAGAGGCGAAGGUGAAAUGUGAAGAAGUGAUGAAGAGCGAAGAAGUGAAGGUGAAAUGUGAAGUGAUGGUGAAGAGCGAAAAAGUGACGGUAAACUGUGAAGAUGAAGAUUCAACUCCAAAAUCGUACCUUCACAUCGAUGGAGACAACGUGAAGCAGGAGGAGAAUUCUGACUGCGAGGCAGAGCUAGGCAACUCCCAGCAAAUUGGUUUGAUGGAACAAAGGCACUCAGCGCAGCUCGGUACAAAAAGGCAACAACGCGACCAGCGUGCAUACAGCACGGAUCGUGUUGGACAUUUAACACAGCACCAGAGAACUCACACAGGAGAGAAACCCUUCAAGUGCACUGUGUGUGACAAGGCAUUUUCACAUUCAUCAGUUCUUAGGAACCACCAGAGAACACACACGGGAGAGAAACUCUUCAGGUGCAGUCUAUGCGGGAAGGCGUUUUCACAGUCAUCUGGUCUUGUAUCGCACCAGAGAACACACACGGGAGAUAAACCCUUCAAGUGCAGUGUGUGUGGGAAGGCAUUUUCAGAUAAAUCUCUUAAAAAACACCGGAUAACACACACAGGAGAAAAACCCUUCAAGUGCAGUCUGUGCGGGAAGGCGUUUUCACAGUCAUCUGCUCUUGUAUUACAUCAGAGAACUCACACAAGAGAGAAACCAUUCAGUUGCACUUUGUGUGGGAAGGCGUUUGCACAUUCACAACAUCUUAAAAUACACCAGAGAACACACACGGGAGAGAAACCCUUCAGUUGCACUCUAUGUGGGAAGGCGUUUGCACAAUCACUAUAUCUUAAAUUACACCAGAGAACACACACUGGAGAGAAACCCUUCAAGUGCACUGUGUGUGGGAAGGCGUUUGCACAUUCACAACAUCUUCAAUUACACCAGAGAACACACAUGGGAGAGAAACCCUUCAAGUGCACUGUGUGUGACAAGGCAUUUGCACAGUCAUCAGGUCUUCAUAGACACCAGAGAACACACACGGGAGAGAAACCCUUCAGUUGCACUCUGUGUGGGAAGGCGUUUCGUGCAUACAGCACGGAUCGUGUUGGACAUUUAACACAGCACCAGAGAACUCACACAGGAGAGAAACCCUUCAAGUGCACUGUGUGUGACAAGGCAUUUUCACAUUCAUCAGUUCUUAGGAACCACCAGAGAACACACACGGGAGAGAAACUCUUCAGGUGCAGUCUAUGCGGGAAGGCGUUUUCACAGUCAUCUGGUCUUGUAUCGCACCAGAGAACACACACGGGAGAUAAACCCUUCAAGUGCAGUGUGUGUGGGAAGGCAUUUUCAGAUAAAUCUCUUAAAAAACACCGGAUAACACACACAGGAGAAAAACCCUUCAAGUGCAGUCUGUGCGGGAAGGCGUUUUCACAGUCAUCUGCUCUUGUAUUACAUCAGAGAACUCACACAAGAGAGAAACCAUUCAGUUGCACUUUGUGUGGGAAGGCGUUUGCACAUUCACAACAUCUUAAAAUACACCAGAGAACACACACGGGAGAGAAACCCUUCAGUUGCACUCUAUGUGGGAAGGCGUUUGCACAAUCACUAUAUCUUAAAUUACACCAGAGAACACACACUGGAGAGAAACCCUUCAAGUGCACUGUGUGUGGGAAGGCGUUUGCACAUUCACAACAUCUUCAAUUACACCAGAGAACACACAUGGGAGAGAAACCCUUCAAGUGCACUGUGUGUGACAAGGCAUUUGCACAGUCAUCAGGUCUUCAUAGACACCAGAGAACACACACGGGAGAGAAACCCUUCAGUUGCACUCUGUGUGGGAAGGCGUUUGCACAGUCAUCAAUUCUUAAAAGACACCAGAGGACACACAAAACUCGUACAGGAGAGAAACCCUUCAAGUGCAGUGUGUGUGAGAAGGCGUUUGCACUUUCAUCUCAUCUUGUAGCACACCAGAGAACACACACGGGAGAGAAACCCUUCAAAUGCAGUGUGUGUGGGAAGGCAUUUGCACGUUCAUCUUGUCUUGUAAUACACCAGAGAACACACACGGGAGAGAAACCCUUCAAGUGCAGUGUGUGUGGGAAGGCGUUUGCACAGUCAUCUACUCUUGCAAUGCACCAGAGAACACACACCGGAGAGAAAGCCUUCAAGUGCAGUGUGUGUGGGAAGGCAUUUGCACAUUCAUUUUCUCUUGUAGCACACCAGAGAACGCACACAGGAGAGAAACCCUUCAAAUGCAGUGUGUGUGGGAAGGCGUUUGCACAGUCAACUACUCUUGUAGAACACCAGAGAACACACACAGGAGAGAAACCUCUCAAGUGCAGUGUGUGUGGGAAGGCGUUUGCACAGUCAUCUACUCUUGCAAAACACCAGAUAACACACACGGCAAAGAACCCCUUCAAGUGCAGUGUGUGUGGGAAGGGGUUUGCACGCUCAUCUACUCUUGUAGACCACCAGAGAACACACACAGGAGAGAAACCCUUCAAGUGCAGUGUUUGUGGGAGGGCGUUUGCACUUUCAUCUCCUCUUGUAGCACACCAAAGAACACACACGGGAGAGAAACCCUUCAAAUGCAGUGUUUGUGGGAAGGCAUUUGCACAGUCAUCUACUCUUGGAAUACACCAGAGAACACACACGGGAGAGAAACCCUUCAAGUGCAGUGUGUGUGGGAAGGCGUUUGCACGUUCAACUCGUCUUGUAGCACACCAGAGAACACACACGGGAGAGAACCCCUUCAGGUGCACUCCUUGUGGGAAGACAUUUGCACUUUCAUCAAAUCUUCAUGCACACCAGAGAACACACAAGCAUCAGAAGAUCCAGAAGGAGUGGAGUCUGAAAUCGGCUUGUGAAAGUCAAAGUGCCGCAAUGAGCCCAUCCCUCAUUAAACAAGAACCGGAAGAAAAUCCCAGCUUAGACACUUUUAAAGGUAUCAAGGUGAAAUAUGAAGAGGUGAAGGUGAAAUGUGAAGAAGUGAUGGACAAGAGCGAAGAAGUGAAGGUAAAAUGUGAAGAUGAAGAUUUCACUCCAAAAUCAGACCUUCACAUCGAUAGAGGCAACGUGAAGCAGGAGGAGAAUUCUGACUGAGGCAGAGCGAGGCAACUCCCAGCAGUUUGUGGAAGUUGAGGUGUGGGUGGACUUCCUCUGAAACAAUACAAAGUCAAAUGGAGACCCGGUAGAUGUGUAGCUUGAGAUUGUCGCUCCAAUAGACGCACCUUUGUCACAGGCCUUUAAUGACAAGAAUGUGAAGUUGAACGCUCAAUUCCUCGGUUCAACCUGCAGGGCAAGAGCGGCCAGUCUUUGUGGACCUGUGGGUUGCGUAGAUCUCUAACCAGGAGUGAGAGCCAAUAGGCUCCCAAGCAUUCGAUAUGUAAUCAUAAUUGCAUUUACAUGGUGCUUGCUUAAUUGCCUCAGCAACUUGGAGUUUUGUAUCGUAUCUUGUCUCAAACACUCGAAGAGCAUCCCCAAGUAGCAGCUGCCCCUGUGUGGCACAAGGAGGUGGCCCUGCACCGGCCUGCAUGUGGACAAGAGCCUGUCAGUAGGGGGCGGUGGUUGAUGUGGCAUCUUAGUUGUGGAGUUUGUCGGUAAUGUUUUAGAAUUUGAUCAAUUUUGACCCAGACGUCAGAAUGCAAUGGCCUACUCGUUUUGAAUUACACUAUUAUGUUGUACAUUCACUUCGAUUUAAAGCUUUCGUGACUGCAGGGAUUCAUCUUCUUGGUUCUUUCGGUAAAGUCACGUAGAAGGGAAAUAAUAAAAUAAUAAAAAUACAGCAUAAUAAAAUAAUUCUCACGACGUUUCGGCUACAACGCAAGCAGCCAUCCUCGGGUGAAGAAUGAAACACCACCAAGCUUGGAGCGUAUAUUUAAGCUGGGUUGGAGGGGGAAGAAGAGCG
Molecule: messenger RNA, 5587 nt
Organism: Lethenteron reissneri (Far Eastern brook lamprey)
Lineage: Eukaryota; Metazoa; Chordata; Hyperoartia; Petromyzontiformes; Petromyzontidae
Product: zinc finger protein 62 homolog
Biological process (GO): regulation of transcription by RNA polymerase II
Cellular component (GO): nucleus
Molecular function (GO): DNA-binding transcription factor activity, RNA polymerase II-specific; RNA polymerase II transcription regulatory region sequence-specific DNA binding
Source: RefSeq, a predicted model, not a curated record